GCCGACGAUGAUGAUGGUGAUGAUGAAUACAUUGGAAAGUUUUUUUGGCCCUGGCGAGGGGUGUCAGAUUGAAGGCUCUGUGCGCAUGUGCGAAGGUGUCCAAACUGACAAUGCUGGGGAGAUGAAGAUAGUGUGUAGCUGCUUCUGGACUCAAGGAGGAGGAGAGGGAUCCGCCGGGCGAAAACAUGCGAUCCAAGGCGCGGGCGAGAAAGCUAGCCAAAAGUGACAGCGACAUUGUAAAUAAUAUGUACGAGACUGACCCAGACCUCAUUGGCCGGCGAAAGUGCAGAAGAGGAGACCGAGGAUAGCAUCAUGUCCCCCAUCCCCGUGGGGCCCCCCUCCCCCUUUCCCACCAGCGAGGACUUCACCCCCAAGGAGGGCUCGCCGUACGAAGCUCCCGUCUACAUUCCCGAUGACAUUCCAAUCCCUCCAGAUUUUGAACUCCCGAGAGUCUUCGAUCCCGGGGCCGGUUGGGGAUCUGGGCCAAAAAGAAGAUCGAAGUUGGGGAGAGACUCGGGCCUUCACGUGUCCGUACCAAAGAACCUCAUUGAAAGAGACGAACUUUGGAUGGGAGCAAAUACUGACUGAUUCGGAGGUGACAUCGCAAGAGGGCUGUAUAAAAAAGAUCACCGACCAGCUGGGGACCGAGAAGUUUUGCGUGGACACAAACCAGGCCGGAACCGGAAACUGGCUCAAAUACAUCCGAGUAGCCUGUUCCUGUGACGAGCAGAACCUAGCUGGGUGCCAGGUGAAUGAGCAGAUCUAUUAUAAAGUUAUUAAGAACAUCGAACCGGGGGAAGAGCUGUUGGUGUAUAUGAAAGAGGGAGCCUAUCCCCUGGGAACCAUGCCAGCCACUCUUGAAGAGGAGCAUCCAUUCCGCUGCGAGGAAUGCGACGAGCUCUUCCAGUCGAAGCUGGACCUGAGGCGGCACAAGAAAUACUCCUGCAGCUCCGUGGGUGCUCUGUACGAGACCCUGAGCGAGGAGAUCAAGCAGGAAGGCCUCAGUGACGGGCAGGUGCAUGAAUGCAAAGACUGCGAGAGAAUGUUUCCCAACAAAUACAGCUUGGAGCAGCACAUGAUCAUCCAUACAGAGGAGCGCGAGUACAAGUGUGACCAGUGUCCCAAGGCUUUCAACUGGAAAUCCAACUUGAUCCGUCACCAGAUGUCCCACGACAGUGGCAAGCGAUUUGAAUGUGAAAAUUGUGUGAAGGUGUUUACCGACCCCAGCAACCUCCAGCGCCACAUCCGCUCCCAGCACGUGGGCGCCCGGGCCCACGCCUGCCCCGACUGUGGGAAAACCUUCGCCACCUCGUCCGGCCUGAAGCAGCACAAGCACAUCCACAGCACCGUCAAACCUUUCAUAUGUGAGGUCUGCCACAAGUCCUACACGCAGUUCUCCAACCUGUGCCGCCACAAGCGGAUGCACGCAGACUGCCGCACCCAGAUCAAGUGCAAGGACUGCGGCCAGAUGUUCAGCACUACCUCCUCUCUCAACAAGCACCGGCGCUUCUGCGAGGGCAAGAACCAUUACAACCCCGGCGGCAUCUUCGCCCCCGGCCUACCUUUGACCCCGAGCUCCAUGAUAGACAAGGCCAAGCCCGCCCCCAACCUCAACCACGCGGGCCUGGGCUUCAACGAUUACUUCCCCUCCCGGCCGCCCCCGGGAGGCCUGCCGUUCUCCCCCGCCCCCCCGGCGUUCCCCACCCUCACCCCGGGUUUCCCUGGCAUCUUUCCCCCAUCCCUGUACCCGCGGCCCCCUCUGCUCCCGCCCACGCCGCUCCUCAAGAGCCCCCUGAACCACCCCCCGGACGCCAAGCUCCCCAGCCCCCUGCGGAAUCCUGCCCUGCCACUCAUCUCGGCCGUGGGCGCCGGCGGGGGCAACAGCAGCAGCCAGACCCUGGCGGCGGCCGCCGAAGAGGCCUUCGAGGGGCCGGCGGCGGAGAACUCGUUCGGGGAGAAGCUCAAGGCGCGGAGGCCCAGCGACGCCUCAGAUGGCAGCGACUUCGAGGACGUCAACACCACGACGGGCACGGACCUGGACACCACCACCGGCUCGGACCUGGACAGCGACGUGGACAGCGACCGGGACAAGGCCAAGGACAAGGGCCGACCGGCCGGAAGCCAGCCCGAGUUCGGCGGGGGCGGCGGGGGCAGCGGCGGAGGCGGCAGUGCCAACGCGGCCCCCGGAGGUGGGGCCGAGCUGCCCCUCUUCUACUCCCAGCACGCCUUCUUCCCCCCGCCCGAGGAGCACCUGCUCCCCGCCUCGGGGGCGGCCAGCGACUCCAUAAAGGCCAUCGCCUCCAUCGCCGAGAAGUACUUUGGCCCCGGCUUCAUGGGCAUGCAGGAGAAGAAGAUGGGCUCCCUCCCUUACCACUCCAUGUUCCCCUUCCAGCUCCUCCCCAACUUCCCCCACUCGCUCUACCCCUUCACGGACCGAGCCCUGGGCCACAACCUGCUGGUCAAGGCCGAGCCCAAGCCGCCCCGGGACCUCCCCAAGGCGGGUCAGACGGCCGGCGCUGCCGAGUCCCCCUUCGACCUCACCACCAAGCCCAAAGAGGUGAAGUCCGCGCUGCCCGUCCCCAAGCCCCUCCCCGCCCCGGCACCCGGAGAGGAGCAGCCCCUCGAUCUCAGCAUCGGGAACCGGGUCCGGGCCAGCCAGAACGGGGGGCGGGAGCCCCGGAAAAACCACAUCUACGGGGAGAGGAAGUUCGCGGCCGGCGACGUCCUGCCCAAGAUCUCUCAGGUCCAGCCCCCCCAGCAGCCGGCCCUGCACUAUGCCAAGCCGUCACCCUUCUUCAUGGACCCGAUAUACAGGGUGGAGAAGCGGAAGGUGGCAGACCCUGCUGGGGCCCUCAAGGAGAAGUACCUGAGACCCUCCCCGCUGCUGUUCCAUCCCCAGAUGUCAGCGAUAGAAACCAUGACAGAGAAGCUGGAGAGUUUUGCAGCCCUAAAAGCGGAUACAGGCAGCGCCCUGCAGCCUCUCCCACACCAUCCCUUCAAUUUCAGAACCCCGCCCCCGACGCUGUCAGACCCCAUCCUCCGGAAGGGCAAGGAACGCUAUACUUGCAGGUACUGUGGUAAGAUCUUUCCUCGAUCAGCAAAUCUCACCAGACACCUCCGGACGCAUACAGGAGAGCAGCCGUACAGGUGUAAAUACUGUGACCGGUCGUUCAGCAUCUCCUCCAACCUCCAGCGGCACGUCCGGAACAUCCACAACAAGGAGAAGCCAUUCAAGUGCCACCUGUGUAAUCGAUGUUUCGGGCAGCAGACCAACCUGGACCGACACCUGAAGAAGCAUGAGCAUGAGAAUGUCCCAGUGAGCCAGCACUCCGGAGUCAUCCAAAUCAUCUUGGCAUCAGCGUAUCCUCCCGAACUCGAAUCUGACAACCAUGCACUUUUAGAUGAGAAAGAGGACUCGUAUUUCUCUGAAAUCAGAAACUUUAUUGCAAAUAGCGAGAUGAACCAAGCAGCAACUCUAACAGAUAAAAGGCCAGAAAUUCAGGACAUCGAUAGCAGCUCGCAGUGUCACGGGUUACUGAACGAGAAGUCAGAGGACGUGGAUGAGGAAGAAGAGGAGCUGGAGGAGGAGGAUGACGACAGUCUGACGGGGAAGUCUCAGGACGAAACGGUGUCCCCCACCACAGAGCCCCAGGGGACGUACGAGGACGAGGAAGAUGAGGAGCCCACGUCGCUGACCAUGAGCUUUGACCACACCCGAAGGUGUAUGGAGGAGGAGGACGAAGCCGGCCUAUUAGAUUUGGAGCAGAUGCCGAAUUUUGGGAAGGGGCUGGAUCUCCGCAAAGCAGCCGAGGAAGCAUUUGAAGUUAAAGAUGUGUUUAAUUCCACCUUAGACUCUGAGGCAAUUAAACAGACUCUUUACAGGCAGGCUAAAAACCAGGCUUAUGCAAUGAUGAUAUCCCUCUCUGAGACUGCUCCUCUUCACGCUUCCUCCCAGAACUCCCUGGACGCUUGGUUGAACAUGGCAGGAGCGGCUUCAGAGUCCGGGGCCUUCAACCCCAUCAACCACCUCUGAGAGGUCCAGGAGGCGGCCCUAGGCCAGAGACCAACCCCCACACCCACCCACCCGAGCUCUCGCGACCACUCUCGCCCCGCUGAAGAUGGACUCUGGGGGGUGGGAGGGGACCCUCCAGGGGACCCGGGGUACUUGGCUGGAGAAACAGACCUCCCUCAGGGUCCCACCAGCGACUCCUGAUUCUCCCCCCCUUCACACUCGCUCACUUCUCAUCAGUCCGACGGAAGCUCUGGGCACCCGGAGCCCCUGAAGCGGUCCUAAGAUAUAACCAUCUCUAAGAAUAGUUGGGAAACACAGCUGAUUCCAGGUACAGUAUAGCACAUAGCAACCAGCUCUGGGUCUGCCAGUGAAGCAGAAGGAUUGCUCCAGUCGGAUUUUGGACUAGAAUUGAAGCCCCUCCAAUCCAUUCAGCUCCCCUGACCAGCAGUUGUGAAGGAAAACAAAUAGACGUAGAGGUGCCCUUAAAGACAUAGCGUGUUUUAAAGAUCUUUUUAUAAUGAAAAUGACAAAAAAAUAACUGUUUUAGUAAUCUUCUUGCCUACAGAUUCUCUUCAAGCACGUGGGUUUAAAGAAAAAAAGUAUUUUUUAAAAAAGAAAAAAAUCUUGAAUUACUUGCAAUUUUUUUUUUAAUAGUUUUUCAUUGCUUGGAAAUCUCAGCUCCCUUGCGGAUACUAACCAGCCUCAGAAAUACCACAGGGUUCGUUUGUGCUAUUUAUACUGUAUGAUAACAACGGGGCUUUCUCUCCGAUGCCCUAUUUGUACGCAACAAAAGCGGAAACCAUCCCGACCCUCCGGAGGCGGAACCCCAGAUCGUGUGUGGGGUGUUGGGGCGAUCCCCAGACGGGCCGAGCGGUCGUCCGAUAUGGUGGUCCCCGGGUGAGGGUGGAUGGCCUGCAGCCAGGGUGGAGACAGGUGCCUGGCAUGGAAUGACGCAUCCAAGGGCAGGGACUCCCACCAUUUUGCUGGGGACAGUCCCCAGCCAUGGGCCCGAGGCCCCUAAGGCACUUGAAGCGGAGUCCGUUUGCCCCCCUUCCCGUCCUACCACCCUCUGCCCACCAUCUUCCUGUCUCCUCCAUCUUGAACUCUGAGUGUGGCUGGCGAGGACGGGCAAAGCCUGCAUUCCUCGCUCUGCCCUGCUUUCUCCUGAGCCCAAGUGGCUUCAACUCCGAGGUGGGCGCAGCCAGGCAGGGGGCCUCCCUGGGGAGCAGCGGUCUCUGGGCAGGGCCGGCCCCGGGGUCCCAAAGCUCUCGACCUGGAGGGAUAUACAAGGAGCUCCACCUCCUCUUGCCGCCACGCCUUGGGCCCUGCACCCUGUGCCUCUACCAGCCUCACACCACGAUAGCGAAUUCCCACCUCCGAGGUUUGCACAAGUUCUUGGCACGAUGCGACUCAAGAACUGAACGGUGUCCAAAAGAAAUCCGAAUCUAAGAGUUAAGCUAGAACAUUCCUUUCUUUGAGAAAUCUGUCCGUCCUUUGACAUUACAGUACUUCCCCAGGCAAAUGGGUUUAAAAAUUACUCCCAUAGGGGCCAAUUUAAAAUAAUAAUUUGUUGUUGUUUUUUCCUGAUGGAAUUUACCUUAAUCUGUAUAUAACUUGUAAUUUUUUUCUAAUUCUUUUCUUAUUUUAUUUCUUCCUUAACAGUAUUUUUGGCAUUAGAUAUCAUUAUUGUGAAGAAAUAAUGUUAAUAUAAGUAUCUAGUGAAGGACCAAAAUUGUGUAAUGAGGUUGUGUGUUGUAUGAUUGAUAACCAGGAGGGAGAUUUGUUAAUGUGCAAACAUCCCCAGUUAAUCCUGCUGUUGUUGCUGCCGAUUUUCCAGACAAUCAUAAGUUGGGUUCAAUUUGAGUUUCAAUUACACUUGCAUUGAGGAGAAGUGUUCUAUUUAUUGCUUUUACUGUUUGGAAGAAAAAUCAGACAAGGCCCCAACCAGAAGAGAAAGAAAGAAAGAAAGCGCUCGGGUUGCCCUUAGAAAAAAGUGUAAAUAGAAAUAACUGUGAAACAACUUCUCGGGAGACCCGCAAAGCUGAUGUGCCAUAUAGAUAAGAACUUUUCAGUGUUUAUUUAUACAGCAAAUGGAAGGUGGGGG
Messenger RNA from Ornithorhynchus anatinus (platypus), 6116 nucleotides. It is a transcript of the gene PRDM16, whose product is annotated as PR/SET domain 16. The record is from RefSeq and is a predicted model, not a curated record. Gene Ontology annotation, molecular function: protein binding. Gene Ontology annotation, cellular component: nucleus. NCBI's taxonomy places the organism in Eukaryota, Metazoa, Chordata, Mammalia, Monotremata, Ornithorhynchidae.